AUUUAUCCUGAGACCAUGCAGCUGAACCUUCUCAUCCUGGCUCUCUGCCUUCUUGGCACAGUAUCACUGGGUGAAGCACAGGGAAACAACACAACCGACACAAAUACUACUAGUGUACCCACAACUGCCGAAACUAGUCAAACCACCGUAGCAGGCUCACCCACCACUACUGGAGCUGGCUCAGCCACCACUACUGGAGCUGGCUCAGCCACCACUACUGGAGCUGGCUCAGCCACCACUACUGGAGCUGGCUCACCCACCACUACUGGAGCGGACUCAUCCACAACCGCUUCACCCACUACUACUGGGCCUGUGGAAGAAGGUUCAUCAGGGGGGCUUUCAUCUGGCGCUAUAGCCGGUAUUGCUAUUGGCUCCAUUGCAGGAGUGGCUGCUGUUGGUGGUGGUAUCUUUGGCGCAUUGAAGUACACUGGGAGGAUCUGAGAAGUAUUGCCAAACAAGAAUGGUUUUGGAUUGUAAAAUAAAGUAUUUACCAUUCUCAAAUCAAACAGCUUAAAUCAUGACCUGUUUAACUGGACAAUGAAAAAAAAUCUUAUUGUCUGAAAGGCUCAUAU
Etheostoma cragini (Arkansas darter) is the source of this 572-nucleotide messenger RNA. RefSeq names its product GPI-anchored CFEM domain protein A-like. Bases 16 to 441 code for a protein of 141 amino acids. The record is from RefSeq and is a predicted model, not a curated record. Lineage: Eukaryota; Metazoa; Chordata; Actinopteri; Perciformes; Percidae. The transcript has 3 exons.